AUAUAUGAACCUUGCCUCCUGCUUUCCCUUCUUCCUCUUUACCAGCCACGCUAUAAACGCGGCGCAGAGAUAGUUGAGUAACCAUUUCGUGCUCAAACCUAUCCAUAAUAGUCGAGUCUCUGUGUGAGAGAGAGAGGGAGAGAGAGCACUGCAAUGGAAGAACGACAGCCCAAGCGAGCAAAAUUCACUGAAGCUUCGAGUUCGUCCACCUCUGUGAUUGGAAACAAUUACUACGUAUUCCUGAGCUUUAGAGGUCUUGAUACUCGGAAUGGCUUCGUCGACCACCUCUACCAUAAACUUGUAGACGUGGGCCUGCCGUUCCAUCCAAACUUUGUGUUCAGAGAUGAUGAGAAACUCCCCUUCGGCGAGGACAUUGCUACAAAUCUUAUCAGUGCAAUCGAGCAAUCUAAGGUUUCAAUCCCAGUCAUCUCAGAAAACUAUGCUACUAGCGAAUGGUGCCUUCGCGAGCUUAUUCACAUAAUGAAGUGCCAGAAGAAAGGACAAAAAGUCUUGACCGUGUUUUACAAGGUGAAACCCUCUGAGGUUCGAGAGGUUCGCACCUCAGACGGGGCCUUUGGAAAGGCCUUCAGAUCCAGUAUGCAUCUUUUUAAGGAUGAUGUCAAGGAAGAAGGGCCAGAAGCGCUCAGAGAAGCAGCUGCUUCUAGAAUAUUCGAAUCAGACAAAUUUGCUAGUGGGCACGAAGGGGAAUUAGUAAAAGAACUCGUACGAGUAAUAAUGGAUGAGCAGCAACAUGAUUUCCUACCACCUCUUCCUGGGAACUUGGUUGGAAUUGAUGAUCGCGUGGCUCAGGUAAUGAAAUUGGCGGAUACCAAUCCUUCCGAAACUCGAAUUAUUGGGAUUUGUGGGAUUGGCGGCAUUGGUAAGACAACUUUGGCCACAAACAUCUAUAAUAAGCUUUCUAAGAAAUUUGAGUGCCGCAGCUUUCUUAGGGAUAUUAGAGAAACAAUUAAUCGCAAGGGUAUGGAGCAUGUCCAACAUCUACUGAUCUCAGAUAUAACACAAAAUCUUCCCGGUGGAGUACGUGAUUCUGUGAGAGGGAUUAGAGGUAUCCAAUUAAGUUGUGAAAAUAAGGAGGUACUCAUUUUUCUUGAUGAUGUCGGUCAUCGAGACCACAUAGAUAAAUUGAUUGGAGGUUGUAAGUUUAAGCCGGGAAGUAGGAUCAUUAUUACGUGUCGAGAUAAGGCCCUCUUAAAGUCUGAAUAUGAAAGGUAUGAACUCGAACACAUGAAUUUCAAAGACUCUAUGCUUUUGUUUAGCUCGUAUGCAUUUGGAGCGAAACAACCUCCAACAAAACUCGCGAAUCUUUCUAGUGACAUUGUUGCCACCACGGGAGGGCUUCCUUUAGCUCUCGAGAUUACAGGUUCGCUUCUCAAAGGAAAACCUGAAAACAUAUGGAUAGAGACGCUGGAGAAAUUGAAGAAGGUGCCUAAUAAGGAUGUACAAAAAGUGUUGAGGAUAACUUACGAUUCAUUGAAAUACGAGGAACAACAAAUGUUUCUAGACAUAGCAUGCUUUUUCAUUGGAAUUGACAAAAGAAUUGCCAUCUACCUGUGGAAUGAUAUCCUAUCGUGCCAAGAUUCUGGACUGGACAGACUGACUCAACUUUCGUUAAUAAAAUUUGAUGACGUUGAUAAGUUGAGAAUGCACGACCAUUUAAGUGAUCUAGGCAGAGCUAUUGCCUGUCCGGCAAAUAAGAAGCCUUGGGAAUGUAGCAGACUAUGGGGCGAGGAAGCCAUAACAGUUCAACGAAGCAAGGAAGAAAAUAGAAAUAUUGAGGCACUACGUCUCGACAGAAAUGGCUCAAUCAUGUUCAUGGGGCGAAAGAGCUUCAAAAGAAUGCCUUACCUGAAGUUCCUUCAUCUGAGUAAAGUGCGUUUUGUUGGAGAUUUUAAGGAUUCACUUUCUGAAUUAAGAUGGCUAGAGUGGGAGAAGUGUCCUUGCUCUUUCAAGGCGACUAAUGUUCAUUUGGAGAAAUUACUCAUACUUGAUUUAUCGGAUGGUAAUAUUAGUGAAAAUUGGGAAGGAUGGCGUUCAAUCAAGAUGGAGAGGUUGAAAGUUCUCAAUCUUUCUGGGUGCAAUGCUUUGAAGAGAACUCCUGAUCUCUCUAAGUUUAAAAGUUUAGAGAUGCUAAUCCUGGAAUCUUGUGUGAAUUUGGAGAAAAUCGACCCUUCGAUCGGAGAUGUUGAGUGCCUCGCUUCCUUGAACUUGAGUAAUUGUCGGAGUCUCAAGAAGUUGCCCUCACGACUGGGUCAACUGAAGGGCCUCGUUUCUUUAAACUUGUCAUCAUGUUCGGGACUCAAGAAGUUGCCCUCACGACUGGGUGAACUGAAGGGCCUCGUUUCUUUAAACUUGUCAUCAUGUUUGGGACUCAAGGAGUUGCCCUCACAAGUGGGUGAACUGAAGGGCCUCGUUUCUUUAGACUUGUCAUCAUGUUCGGGACUCCAAGAGCUGCCCUCACAACUGGGUGAACUGAAGGGCCUCGUUUCUUUAAAGUUGUCAUCAUGUGGGGGACUCCAAGAGCUACCCAAAGAAAUAGGCAAAUUGGAAAAACUGAAGGAACUUGCAAUAGACGGUGUUAAAAUAAAAGAAAUUCCUUCAUCAAUAGGUUUUUUGAAGGAGCUGGAGAUACUUGAUGCCCUAGGCUGCGAAUCAUUGGUUGGACUUCCCGACUCAAUUGGCCAACUGGAAAAUUUGUCGACCCUUGACUUGAGAUUUUGCGACAAAUUUGAAGGAUUUCCCGAGAGUAUAGGAUCUCUUGUGAAAUUACAGCGCCUGUUGCUAGGCAAUAUACCUCCUCCAUCUCUACAAGGGCAUAUGAACAGUUGGGAUUAUAGUGAUGAUUUUUGUUUCGAUCGUAUUCCCCCUUCAAUUGGGAAGUUAGAAUCGUUGACUGAACUGCAUUUGACAUGUGCAAAAAUUUCGAAAUUACCUAAAUCCAUUGGGAAAUUAAAAAAAUUGAAAAUUUUGAAAAUUUCUAGGUGUGCGAAAUUGAGUAGUUUACCUCGUACUAUUAGCGAGUUGGGUGAACUUGAAGAAUUGGAGGCCACAGAGUGCCAUAGUUUGGGAGGGGAAGUUCCUAUAAAUGGGUUGUCUUCACUGAAGAUCCUUCGACUUGGGAAGAUUUCCGAUGACGAAUAUUUGUUUGCCAAACACUUAUCUUCUCGACAACACCUUGAUUUAACUAAAUGCGAUCUUCCUGCCAGCUUAACUGUUUUGGAAGUCACCUGUCACAAUCGCACAUUGCCUAAACUUUCUCACUUAAUCCAUCUAGGAGAGCUCAAUUUGCAGCUUUGCGAAUAUCUGGAAUCCAUCCCAGAGCUUCCUUUAGGAAUCUUGAGCCUUUGCAUCUUCUGGUGUGGUAAGUUGAAAAUGUUGCCAGAUUUGUCGAGUUUGGUACUCUUGUUAGAAUUACGUAUCCUAGGGUGCAGUGAGCUCAAAGAAAUCAGGGGUUUGGAACGAUUAAAAUCUUUAAGAGAACUAUCUAUACAUGAAUGCAAGAAGUUGUCCGAUCUCAAGUUCCUUGAACAGCUGGAGUUUUUGAGAGACUUGGAAAUGGUACAGUUUGAUGCUCCACAAAUGAAUGAUGAUCUAUCCCAAGUUUAA
This is a messenger RNA of Syzygium oleosum, 3624 nucleotides long. Its product is annotated as disease resistance protein RPV1-like. NCBI's taxonomy places the organism in Eukaryota, Viridiplantae, Streptophyta, Magnoliopsida, Myrtales, Myrtaceae. Gene Ontology annotation, molecular function: ADP binding. Gene Ontology annotation, biological process: defense response; signal transduction. Bases 154 to 3624 code for a protein of 1156 amino acids. The record is from RefSeq and is a predicted model, not a curated record. The transcript has 4 exons.